AUAAGAUUAGUCAUGAUAUCGAUAGUGUAACUUAAGUGAUCUAUGACAUUUUGACUGCGGUUCAAAAUGACUAACAAAUUCUAUUGGAUAACAAUCGCGCUUGGCACCGUUGUGGUCGCUGCUUUAAAUGUCUAUGACGACGAUAUCGAGGACAGUGAUAUAUCUGGAGACAGAAAAGGAAAAAUUUUAUUUCCGUUCAUUAGUAUAGUUCGGUUUGCAAACUCGGAAUGUUCGAGUACAAGUACAAUGAACGGGAUAUGUCUGGCGCGAAGAGAAUGCAACAACCUUAACGGAACCAUCACUGGAACCUGCGCAUCUCGAAGAGGCAGAUGCUGUGUAGUUUCAAGAAGUUGUGGAUCAAACACGAAUGUAAAUAACACUUAUUUCACAAGUCCUGGUUAUCCAGCAGCUUACGCAGGAGGCCAAGCUUGCAAUAUCAUUGUUAACCGAUGCAACAGCAACAUUUGUCAGCUUCGGUUAGAUUUUUUGGAUUUGGUACUUGCUCAACCCGAUGGCGACGGUGUAUGCAGUGUGGAUUCUUUAACAAUAACCGGAGGCAAUACAAUUGUACCAAUAUUGUGCGGAGACAACACUGGACAAACUAUAUUCGUGGACUUCAACGGCAACGCGGCCAUCACCAUUACGAUAUCUGCAACAUUGUCCACUACGUUUUCAAGACGAUGGAAUAUAAAACUGACACAAUUGGGGUGCGACUGCCCUGGGAUCGCACCAAAUGGAUGUCUGCAGUACUACACGGGAACGUCUGGAACUAUAAACAGCUUUAAUUAUGCAACCACAGCGAACCCCACUCUAAGUGCCUCCUUAGUAACGGGAACAAGACAACUGGCUAACUUGAACUACGGAAUUUGUAUUAGAAUGGAGGCCGGAUAUUGCAGUAUACAAUAUGCACAGGCUUCUGGAUUGUACUCGUUUACGGUGACCGGAGACGUAGAAGGCGCUGAUAGCACAGUGUUAGGCACAGACGUGGGUGCUGUUAACGAUGGUGAUUGUACCACAGACUUCGUUGUAAUACCGAAUCCAUUCACAACCGCAAACGUAGCAGUUGGCACAGACCGCUUCUGCGGCUUAGGAUUUGUCACCGUAACAUCUGCACUAAAGCCGUUUGUCCUCUACGUGGUGACAGACGGCAGUGAAGGCGCUACGGCUACAACUCCCCCAGAUGUCGCUAACCGAGGAUUUUCACUCACAUACACACAAAUAGCAUGCUAGUUGAAUUACCGUGUAAACUAUGUAAAUUACUUCAUUAAUGAUAACUUUGAUCUUGAAAAGCAUCUAGAGGUAUAACAAUCUAGAUUAUUGUAAGCUUAGGUCAUUUAUGCGCCUAGAUAGACUGUGACAGCUGUGAAACGUCGAAAAAUAAUUGAGGUUGACAGUUAACCUCUAUUUUGAGCACUGCGCGUACACUAACACAAAGUAGCAUACAAAUCACGAGUUUAAGACGUAGCUUGUCACGCACACUAAAGUAAUAAACCUGGCCUGUUUUCAUCGAUUGUCUAGCUGAAGGAGACUCUAUCUAGACGUAAAAAUUAUCUGAGAAAUUGAGUUUAGAACUGUCUACAAAAAACAUAAAAAAAAACCAGAACUUGAAAAAAGAAAUGCGUUUGCUUCAUUGAAUGUUAGAAACUAGAAUCGCAUAGAUUUCUAUUUUCGACUUGCAUAAGAAUAAUGUCUGAGUAACUAGUUCUCAUUAAACAUUUAUAUCAUAAAGGG
Messenger RNA from Leptidea sinapis, 1731 nucleotides. RefSeq lists its product as uncharacterized. Lineage: Eukaryota; Metazoa; Arthropoda; Insecta; Lepidoptera; Pieridae. The transcript has 7 exons. The coding region runs from base 67 to 1230 and encodes 387 amino acids. The record is from RefSeq and is a predicted model, not a curated record.